Messenger RNA from Megalops cyprinoides (Indo-Pacific tarpon), 3615 nucleotides. Its product is annotated as RNA-binding protein 4.1-like. The transcript is spliced from 4 exons. The coding region runs from base 67 to 1299 and encodes 410 amino acids. NCBI's taxonomy places the organism in Eukaryota, Metazoa, Chordata, Actinopteri, Elopiformes, Megalopidae. The record is from RefSeq and is a predicted model, not a curated record. Gene Ontology annotation, cellular component: cytosol. Gene Ontology annotation, molecular function: mRNA binding; zinc ion binding.
UAUCACUUUGUGACGCCAUUUCGUAACAGCGGGUGGAAGUUGCUACGGCGGAAAAAGAGUAGCACCAUGGUGAAGAUCUUCGUAGGAAACCUUUCGGAGGACACCACUGCGGAGCAGCUGCGAGCCCUCUUCUCCCAGUACGGCAAGAUCUCGGAGUGCGACGUGCUGAAGAAGUAUGGCUUCGUGCACAUGGAGGACAAGGCGGAGGCGGAGGAGGCCAUCCGGCGGCUGCACCACCACCAGCUCAACGGCCAGACCAUCAACGUGGAGAUGAGCCGCGGCAAGACCAAGAACUCCACCAAGCUGCAUGUAGGCAACAUCAGCAGCAGCUGCACCAACCAGGAGCUGCGCGCCAAGUUCGAGGAGUACGGCCCUGUGGUGGAGUGCGACAUCGUCAAGGACUACGCCUUCGUGCACAUGGAGCGGGUGGAGGAUGCCAUGGAGGCCAUCAACGGGCUGGACAACACAGCGUUUCAAGGCAAGCUGAUGAGCGUGAAGCUUUCCACUAGCCGGCUGCGCACGGCUCCGGGGAUGGGCGACCGGACGGGGUGUUAUCGGUGUGGGCAGGACGGCCACUGGUCCAAAGAGUGCCCGAUGGACCAGAACGGCUCGUUUGACGGCGGGGCCAACGGAUUCGGCCCCUCCAGGUUCAGCGGUCGCGGCCGUGGUUUCCCGCGCGGGCUGGGUGGAGACCCGGGCUUCGACGGCGGCCACGGUCCGGCGCCUGCCUUCGCCAGGGGGCCUGGGUACGGCGGCGGGCCCGGGUACGGCAGGGUGGCCGGGUACGACGGUGCUAUGGGUUACAGGGCGCCGGCCGGCUACGGCGGUGCUGGCGAGCAUAGCUUCGCCCGGGCGUUCGGCGGCGAGGCCGCGUACGGUGGUGGCGGCGUGGGAUACGGCGCGGCACCCGCCUUCCCGCCACGGCGCGCUGCCUUCGAGGAGAGGGACCCGUACGGCGUGGUGGACUUCUACGAGAAGUACCGGGCCCGUCCGUACGGCGCCGGCCUCUACGAGGAUCGCCGUGCCCCCGGCCUAGCCCCUCCCCUCUCCCUGAACCCCGCCUCCUCCUCGGCCCUUGACCCCUUCGACCGACGCUCCCUCCCCGCCUCCUCGGCACCCGUGUCCUCAUACUACUCCCGCGACCGGAGCCCCGUGCGGCGGGGGCCCGCUGCGCCGGCGGCCGGCUUCUCGUGCGAGCGCUCGCGGCUGUCCCCCACGUCCGCCCUGUCCAGGAGCUCGGGCUAUGACGGGCUGCGGGCCAGGGAACCGUACGGAGACCGCCCGCGGUAUGCGUAUUAACCCCCGCACCACCAGGUGUGUCCGCCCCGCACCUCCACGGACGCGCGUUUGCUUGCGGUCGCUCGUUUCGGCUCGAGGCGCGUUUUCGGCUCUGCCGCGAUUGGGCGACGGUGGCGUCCCGGAAUGUCUCUUGUUCUUCUGUCAGUUUCUUUUUUAGGUUUUUCAUUUGUUUGCUCCCAGAAUGCAGAAUGCGUGUAUAGUUUCAUUUCAAUUUAGCUCCUUUUUUGUUUGUUUUUUUUUAUACACGAGUGUAUGUAUUCCUGCUUUUUUGAGACUUUUAGGCAAAAUUCAACUGCAGGUGUUAUUAGGCAGAACUAGAACUUGAUGUCAGCUUUCUUUCUAGUUUUUAAUUCUUUUUCUGUAGUUUAACUCCCUCAGAUCUCUUAACAUGUAUUUUUCUAUCUGCUCUAAGAAGGUUAUUUCUUGCACACACUAACGAAACACUCUUGCAGGUUAUGAUAGUGUGUAGUAUUUUCUCUGCUUACAUGGGUGGAUCCCAGCAUGUAAAAAUACCUUUGGAUUCCGCUAGCACAAGUUAGAAAGCUGGUAGCGUAAUUCACCCGCAGCAUUGCAAAGCUAAUACACUGUGGAAGUGGCAUGUGUCUUGUAAUCUAGGUGAUCUGUUCUCCACUCCCAUUGAACCAAAGUAUAUGUGAAGUGUUUGUACAACUUGCAUACUGCAGAUGAGCUCUUUGCGUGAAGAAAAACUAGCUGUAACCGGUUUGGUUGUUGGGGGUGGGGUGGGUUCAAAUGGCCUGUCAAUGAAUUGUGGAGGGAAAAGUGUUCAAUACAGCACAUGUUUCUUUUAAAUGGUCCUCUGCUUCUUCCGUAUGGUAAGUUGGAAUAAACACAUGUUGAAAACAGACUCCGGUAUGUGUAAGCAAACAUUGGUGGCUGAUGAACUCCAAAGUGGGAGGGGAGAGCGCUCAUUGAUAAGCUGAGGGUAUCCUCUCCCUGCUUUUGAUUGUUCGGCGUGGUCAGCGAGCACACCUGUUUACCUGGGGUUCAGCCACAGGCAGGUCAUUCCUUUUUUCCCUGAUUGCGUCUGAUAGCCUUGCCUUUGUGUGCAUGACAUAACCUCUUCUGUCACAAAAUCACAAAAAGCCUUUUCAUUAAAACCAAUCUCCAGUCUCAUUUUAAGCCAAAUUAUUCAGUGCAGCGCAGCUUCUUAGUACAUAAAUGACUUAAAACAAAGUAAAGGGCAUUUGGCUGCCUGGGAGUCACGAUUGCAGGGAGGGGCAAGCUUGCUUAUGGUGAAAAUGGCCAGUUUGAAGGUAAGUCCUCUGCCUCCCCUGUGUCCAGCUCACCAGCCACCGAUGGUGGAGUGACCGCGUGUUAAAGGACCACAUCACCGAUGCCUGCGAAUGGCAGCUGCUCUAUGCUCUCAGGAUCCUGUCUGCGUGUACGUAAUGUAAGGACCUGUUUAUUACAAGGCCAUCAUGUAAACCAAAAUUUUGGACACACAAAAGGACAUUUUUCAGCCUCUGCAGCUGUAGAUCUAGGGGCCCCUAGAGGUUCCCCUAGAGUCACGGGUUUCUGUAACAUGCAGGUGCUGUGCCUGGAGUCAUUGCGUUGUGCAGCUUUGUAAUGUGGAAGAAGCACUGAAGACCAGUGUGGUCUGGGCUGGUCAUCCUGUCCCAUCCCUGUGAGGAUUUGUACCUUUGUGUUGUGAAUUAGAGGAGGUAUUGCUUUAUUUUUGUUCAUUCAUACUGAAAUUGCGGGAAAGAUUGUGCAACUCGUGACAGUGUGAACACAUACAAUACUUCCUUAAAUUUGUCGCUUGUUGUCAAGCGUAGUGUGCCGUUGCGGUUAGAUUGAAUACCCCCCCUUGGUAUGUGGAACUUUGCGUCAUCGCGGAGUCCAGCGCAGCCCUCAUCCGUGUGCAGUUUUGUGCUCUGUAUUUUAGGUAGCUACGCAUGCGUUCACUCCCCCAGCCUCCUGACAAAAUAUCUGUCUGUUACUCUGGCAUUUUACUGCUUCGUAAGGAUCGAUCUUCUUUACCGCUAAAUGUUGACAUGUGGAAGACUAUCUUGGUUUAUCUUUAAACUAAAAGCAGGGGGAAAAGGCAUGCAUUUGUCACUUGUUUUGUUUAGAACAGGCAGGCAUGUGAUGCUUGUUUUAGCAGCAGUAGUUAUGGGGCGUGGGGGCUGCUGGUGUAUACAUGAGAUCUUGUUAGGACUCUGCUUUCAGGUCAGACUCACCGUCAUAACACAACAGGUCACCAUUUUACCUUUCGGCUACGGGGACAAGAAUGUCAGGCUGUGGGCAGCGUUUCUGUAAAGGUUUCUCUUUCUCAAUAAAACUCGGUGAAAAAAA